CACCGCGCCCUGCGCCCCGUGCGAGCGCGCCCUGCCGGGGCCCCCGGCUCAGCCGCCCCGAGGCCCAAGCCGCGCGCAAACUUUUGCUCCUGUGCCCGGCGCUCCUCCCAGGCAUGUGAAGCCCCCAGGCACCCGCGCAGUCGCCAGGUUCGCCCCGGGAGCGGGUGCCGCGGGCCGAGAUGCUCCUCCGGGACCUGGUGCUGCGCCGUGGCUACUGCUGGCCCUCACUGCUGCUGCACUGCGCGCUCCACCCGCUCUGGGGCUUCGUGCAGGUGACGCACGGGGAGCCCCGGAAGUCCUGCUCCAAGGUGACCGACAGCUGUCAACACAUCUGCCAGUGCCGGCCCCCGCCCCCGCUGCCCCCGCCCCCGCCGCCCCCGCCGCCGCCCCGACUCCUCUCCGCCCCAGCUCCCAACGCUACCUCGUGUCCCAUUGAGGAAAGCUGGUGGUCAGGGCUGGUGAUCAUCAUCGCGGUAUGUUGUGCCUCCCUGGUGUUUCUCACUGUGCUUGUCAUCAUUUGCUACAAAGCCAUAAAGAGGAAACCCCUGAGGAAAGAGGAAAACGGCACCGGUGUGGCUGAGUAUCCCAUGACCUCCUCGCACAGCAGCAAAGGGGUGGACGUGAACAGCGCCGUGCUGUGAGUCUGCAGGCCCUGGGCCGCCGGCCAGACGGGCACCUCGGCGGCACUAGUGGACACAGGAAAGCAGGUGGACACGAGCUGACCCUGGGCCUGUCGGGACUUCAUUGCCUUGCAGGCCUCGAGCCUCCCGAAGGAGAAACCAUACUCUGCCCAGCCUCGCCCCUGGUCAGUCCACGGGCAGGGGCGGCGGACACCGUGCUGAGCCAGGCUCACCUGCGUGCAGCACCCGGGGCGGCGCUGCCACCCGCGGCCCCGUCUCUUCCUUGUCUUGCGUUUGAUCCGUUGACUGUCUCCGGGCUGCUGUCUAAAGCACACGCUCUGAGAAGGCAGGGAGUCUGUCUGCCGGGGCGGGGAGGCAUCCCGCUUUAGCCAAAAGGAAACCUCUCCUCCUCCCCAGGAAGCCCGCCUGCUUCUUCCCUGACCAAGCUGUUCCCAACAGAAGCCAUGGGCGCAUCCGUGAGACGUCCCCGUUCAAAGGUGCUUCCCACACAUCUGUCCGCCACCCCAUCUGCAGCUGUCUCAGUCUUCAGGGCCUGCCUUCUCCCCACCCCCGUCCCCACCGACGCCUGGGGCCCCUGACUGCUGACCCCCUGCCACGGAGGGCCGGGAGCCCAGCCUGCAGAGUCCUCUCCGGACCCAGCAGAGGGGCCCAUUCACACCCCGGGGUGGAGUCUGGCCAUCCAGGGAAAAACGACUCACUGAACCUCAGGCCCGGGGCCCAGGAAGGACAGGGGCCACUACGCCGGUCCUCAGAUUCAUUCCCCCACCUGACCCUCGAGGAACCAACGCUUCCACGUGAGCCAGGCCCUGCCUUUCCCCCGGCAGAAGCCACCACUUGUGCCAAACCCACCGCCGGUCCUCUGGGCUGGGCCCACCCUGCCUGACGCCGGGGCCCCUGAUGCUCCCCUGAGGCCUGGUACCCAGACCCUUCCCUGAGAGUCCCCAGGCCUCCCGUCACCCAGAAGGAGGCAGUGUUCUUCCUGUGGCUUGCUUUGAAUGUCUUUUAUGUUCUAAAAGCGCUGAGCCCUCCGGAGUGGUUGGUAGAUGAAGGGAAGAAAAGGAGAUGUGAGGAGAGGGACCCUCCAGGCCUGGGGACCCCCUCUACUGGCCCAGUGACCCCCAUCUGCCAGCCUCUUUGGCAGGUGGCCACCCGCCCCGUGGGUGCAUUGCUAGGCCCUUGGAGACAGCAGCCUGUGGUUCUGCACAGCCCACGCGCUGGGAGAACACGCCCCGCGGUUCCCUCACUGCCACACACCUGCUGAGAAGGGACCCGACCCAGCCAGCGGCUCCACUGGCUGGCUAUGUAGGGACUUAGCCUGGGGACCCUGACCGCCUCCUAAGCCAUCAGUGUCGUUCUCUGGGGGGUGUUUGGGCCACAGGUGAGACUUUCCCAUCCAGGGGAGACUGAUAGACUGAAAACCAGUCCCCAUUUGGGCUGAACCUUGAAACAUCCAUUGUCCAGGAGCCCUGGUGCCCACGGAAUUGUCUGUGGGCGGAGCGCAGGGGAAAAGGUGAGUGUGCUGUGACCCUGACCCAGGUCCUGCUCCCAGGUCAGCGGGUACAGGCUGAGGGCAGGUCCAUGGCAGACUCUCCCAGAAAGGAUUUUUCCUGCUUUUCCAUUUUCCCCGUGCGUGAGGCCUGAGUGUGGGUGUGGAUUGGGUUUUGCUCUCCCCGUGCACCUUAGCACAGGGCCACCUGUGGCCUUCGUCCCUGGUGAGCACUUGACAGUAGUCACGGUUCAUGCCCUCCAGUUCCCAAGGAUGCAGAUCUGGGUGACAAGCAGGCCAGAGGCUGUGGGUCCUCAGCGGGGCACACCCCACCCCAGCGCACUUCCCCCUACUACCUGCAGCCUCCUGCUGAGUCCCCCCUGAUCCCUGAACACUGACCCAGGCGGGACCCCAGCCCUAAGCACACGCCAUCCUGGGUUCGGAAGUGAUAGGAGAGCACCUUCAGCCAGAGGGAAGGAUCCGGGCUAAGGGAUCGUGGAGUGCUGGACAGCCAGUCUCGGGGGGACCCCGAGGGGGGCAGGUCGCAGCCCGGCUUUUGCACAGACCUACUGGUCCACCUUCCCCAACCUGAGCUUCAACUUAGGAGGCCCGGAUUUUGCAAUUAGCCUAAUCCUCCAGCCCCGGCGAGGCUCCCCACGAGGAACCCCGGUGAACCAUCCAUCCAUCACUCUGGGGCCAGUAUCUCCUUCCCUGGAGACACACAGCCAGGUCUCCAUGAAAAGCUAACGUUUGUGCAUAAAUUCCCCCAAAUUGGGUUUGUCAAAUCUCCUCUCACCAGUUAGUGAAAACUGAGAGAAGGGCCCAGUUUUUAAAAGAGAAUUCACUUGAGAACAAACCCAGAACCAGCCAUUUGGAAGACAGCUCUCAUGGGUGCAGGGGGAGAGCCCCACUGGAUUUUCAGCUUAAGCAACAGAAGCAACCAAAACCGCCCCAGCCUGGUGUUUGAGCUUAGAACUUUAACUUAAGGAAUGUAUCUGCAGCCCCUAAACACGGACCAAUCCUCAGACUAGUCUGAACUUUCGAGAACGAAAUGCACAUUCCUUCUCUGCAUUUUCUCAAAUAGAUAUUUUUCAACCAUCUCCUAGUUGAGCCCAACUUUAGAGUGGCAUAUAGAUCUCCCAGAGUUUUCAGGUGUUCCUUAGAAGCUUCUAAAGCAAGUUUUGGAAGAAAGACUAAUAGCUGUAAAAAUAUAGACAUAUAUAUUAUAUAUAGUUAUAUAUAUAUUUAAAGAGAUAUCUAUAUCUAUAUAUAUAUAUAAUUACUGUACUCUCUGAAUCUGUACAAAGUAUGAUUUAAACAGCCCAGGUAGUGUGAGAUAUCUAAUGCAUGAAUGUAAAUACCCUGAGACCUGCCUUCCUAACCGUGUGCCAAGAGUACCUGGGAAGAUGGCUCUUAUUCCCAGGAGUUCUGUCUCAAUGGACAAAUAUACACAUCGGUGCCGUCCUGCCCACCAACAAGCCACUGAUGUCGACUCUGUGCUGAGAUGUUGCACAGGAAGCAGGACCGGCAGCGCUGGGGGGGGGCUCCAUGAUACUUAUGAGGAAGAAAGCACCAUGCCUUUUUAUUUUCAAUAAAAAUAUACUUAUAAA
Balaenoptera ricei (Rice's whale) is the source of this 3737-nucleotide messenger RNA. It is a transcript of the gene PRIMA1, whose product is annotated as proline rich membrane anchor 1. NCBI's taxonomy places the organism in Eukaryota, Metazoa, Chordata, Mammalia, Artiodactyla, Balaenopteridae. The transcript has 5 exons. The record is from RefSeq and is a predicted model, not a curated record. Bases 180 to 641 code for a protein of 153 amino acids.